UUUUCACAGACUGGGCUUGUCUUACAAUCAGACAGUCACUACAUAUAUAGUAAAAAGUCUGGCUGCAAGACCAGAUUUGGAAUUUAUGGAGACAGAUGUCCUAUGUAAGCAUCCUGUUUAAAAUUGUUCUACAUUUUCUGACUUCAUCAACAGCAACAAAAGUGAAUAAUAGCUGUAAAUAGCAGGAAGUAAGAAUUAUAAUAAUAAAGAAGUUAAUAACAUCUUCAUUUAACUGUUUUUCAACCUCCUUUAAAACAUACUUUGAGGAACUUCCCUACAGCCAAUCCGGCAUAGCAGAUCAGCCAUGAAGUCUUCUGCCUUUGGACAGAUAGAUGGAGGAUCUGGAGGGUGGUGGUAAGCAGGUGGAGCUCCAGAACUGCAAAACAGAGGAAAUAAUUGGUUAACAUGAGCCGGGUUUCAGAAGAUACACACAACAAGGAUCAGAUUACUAACAAAGGUGGUUCGACAGUCCGGCAAAGUGUAGUGGUUGGCGUCUGGUUAUACACUGAGGUGAGCAGUGACGGCGAAGGCGUUUCAGAUGUCUACUGCACAACCUUCACAUGCAAUAAACAUUUCUAUGCAAAGGCUAUGAGGAACAAUGAUGGAGACAUUCACAAGUUUGAAUCUAAAGCACAUUUCAGCCUGUUAAAGAGAUUUCAUUCUGUCAUUCAAAGAAGUGAUCAUAAUGUGCCUCAUAGCUUUAGAUAGUCACAGUACUAAGAUUGGACUGUACUUUAAGUGACGCAAUGCAUAAAAUUACUAAUAAAAUAAAAAAUCUAACCUAACAGUAGCAAAUGAGUAACAGUCUAAUUUAUUUAUGAUUUUCUAAACAGUGAACAUUUUAGGUGCGAUGUUAAUCCAAUGACCACUUCAUCAAUGGUAAAAGAUAUCAUGGCAAUUAAUAAUGUUGCAUGUGUUAUUGUACAUCUGGUGCACAAAUGUGUCCACCUUUCGUCUCUGAUCUGUAGUUUCUGGCUUCACCAACCUCCAAAAUGUUCAUUGUUCACUUUGUGCUGUUUGUCUUAUUCUCCAUCUGCUAUCCCCACUGCAAUCUCUCCUGCUAUCCUGCCAACACCCUAUCCCUCCCUAGGUUUGCAUUACUCCUGUUCUGCUUUAAUCUCAGCUUAUUUUCCCCUUCUGAAUUAGUUUGUGUUUACUUUUCUUGUUAAACAAACCUUUGUUUGAGUAACCUGCUUAUCUCUGCCUGCUCCUGUGUCUGCACCUGGGUUCAAACAUCAGCCAUGACACCUUCUUACAAAUUUUACUCUAAACUCUAAAUCUCUAAAUUAACACUAUAUACAUAAAAAUGUAGACAUUUUUUGUCUUCUUUCACCCAAUGUGAGUCUCAUUGCUGUAAGCCUUCUGUUUUUUUGUAAAUCAUGUAAGAGCACAAUUGCACAGAGUGUGAUGACCAAAACUCUUAUUUACUCCAAUUAUAUCAGAGUCCCAAAAUUUCAUGUGAAAAUCAGAAAUUGUGAUUCUGCCAAACCUGUCACCAAAUCUAUAUCAUUUACAGUACAUACAUGAAAAUACAUCUGCUUAUUCAAAAGGGACUGUGCUUCACAUGGUGAAAGUUUUUUUUUUUACUUACAGUUUUUGAGCUGUGACCGUUUGAGGACUAAUCCUUAGUCUGGCUGCCUGCUCCUCUCUUUGCACCUAAAUUCUAUGUUUUCUUAACCCUCCCCCUCCAUCAAUGAAAAGAAGUUACCAUAGCACGCAGAAACUGACAGGUGAUUGGCGAACUAAUACUGUACUAAGAAGAUGGAGUCCAAACAUGGCUGCCUUCAUCAGCAACCUAUAAUGUUAAUGUGUGCUCUAUCAACAGGGCAUAUCUAACAGCAGCUUCAAGGCAAAUCAGCACAGCUGUUACUAAGAGUAUCAACAAAACCUUGAAACAUGUUCUAACAUGUCCCAGACCAAUAUCCAUUAGUCACAGAGUGUUUAGUGGCUCUGUUGUGUUAAACUUGGGUUAAGACAUAUCAACUGGCAGAAUCUGCAUUUACACACUCAAUCUUUCUUCAGAAUUUUUUUCAUUCAGAUUGCUAUUGUUCUGUAAACCCGUGAUAGAUCUGCAGUGGUGGAACUGUCUGAUGCUACAAACACAAAACCAGACAAGAGCUGAGAAUGAGAAGAACCUAUUAACUCAACAAAGGCUUAUUGAGUGAAGCCUGGACAAUGAGACAGGACACAAGAAAAAUCUGGCAAGCCAAAGACCAUAAAGUGAGUUCAAUCAGCAGCAAAAGUGACGACAUGGGAAAAUAUCCUGUAACAGUGUAACCUGAGAACCAAGCUCUUUACCAAAAACAAUAACUUGGAGAACCCCUGACAAUGAAAUGAGAGUGGAAGAAUGUGUCAGAGCAUGGUACAGCCUGGGAGGAAGCCUGAAACUACUGAAACAUGAAACUACUGAGCUCUCUAAAACUUUGACAAUUCCUUUUGGUUAACACAUCUUUUAAGGGUGUCUCAUAUUACCCCCCACAGCUAUAUCUAUAGAAUCUGACCAGCAGGAACAUACAGCAACUGGUCACUAUAGGUUAUUUUGCAUGCUAAAGUGCAUUUAUAUGUAAUGUAAACCCAUUUUCUUUCUCACAUCCUAAACUACAGUUUACCCUAACCAUGUACAACCUAGUUGUGCGACAUUGCCAUGUCUAUUAAGCAAAACUGAAUAUGAGAGAAUAUUAUUUGAGAGUCCACGGCUCUCAGUAUCUUUUUUCAUGCUUAAUGUCUGUCGCCCUGUAUCUGUGGAUGUGAAAGUGAUGACAGCUCUGCAGGAGGAGUCAAGAGAGUAAGUCACAUGCGAGCACCCGCAAACACACACAUGCAGAGAGAAAGAGAAAAAAAAGAGAGACGACGGCAGACACGACUUUGACUUUGGAGACAGAUAUCGUGGGCAGAAUUGUAUAGAGGUUUUCAGGGAGAUGCUGUCCCCAGUGAUGAGAUGGAUCAGUAACCAGACUUGGAGCUCUAUAAUGUUCAGGUCUUUGAGGAGAUGGCUGUGCAGCAGGCAUCAUUCUCUGUGCAUACUACUCAUCUUGCUUGUGGUCUGUAUUGCCAUUCAGACCUUUGUCACCCGCCAAACCAGGAAUGACAAGCUAACAGGACUUCCACAUUUGAGGUUCCCUGUCAAAUCAAGUCUGUAUCCCACUCUACAAAAUGUCUGGAUGGACACGCAUUCUGAGUCUUCUAUGGCAGCGAAGCCAGACAUGAGAUCACUACAGACGGAACAGGUUGCUGAUCUUCAUCAUCAAAACAAAGACUAUGGAAAACUGUCAGAUGACAACCUCUUGAGAAGUGUGGCUGAAGUCAUUAACAUUGCUACAGACUCUCAGAUGAAAGCAAGAAUAGCUUCACCUGGAAAAACGUUUCUACCAAAACAAGGAAGAAAGCCAAGUCUUGAGCAUCCAGGUUUUUCCUCCAAAAGAAUCGGGAAAGAUUUUAAUGCAGGCCCCAACAAAAGGAACGUCAAUGCUCCCACUAUAUCCAGUUUUUUAGAGGCUCAUGGAAACAGUGGUCCAACUAAAGCAAACUGCCAUCCACAGUCUCACAUUGUUUUCCUCAAGACACACAAAACAGCAAGCAGCACCAUCCUAAACAUCCUAUAUCGCUAUGGUGAAAGCAGGAACUUGACCUUUGCCCUUCCUCAAAACAAACACAGCCAGUUGUUUUAUCCAUUCUUCUUUGCAUCACAUUUUGUUGAAGGAGUCAGCACCAAAAGUGUGAGAGAAUUCCACAUCAUGUGCAACCACAUGAGAUUUAGAAAAUCUGAGGUGACAAAGGUGAUGCCUGAGGAUACCUUCUACUUUUCCAUUCUGAGGCAUCCUGUGGCUAUGAUGGAAUCCAUCUUUACUUACUUCAAGAGCAUUCCAGCCUUCCAUACAACACAUAGCCUGGAUGAGUUCCUAGACAACAGCUGGAGAAACUAUAACUCGUCAGUCCUCAACAAUCAUUAUGCUCACAAUAUCCUGGCUUUUGACUUCGGCUUUGAUAACAAUGUUGCAGCUGGUGCUGAAGACUUGGAAGAAAGAGCCACCAUGGCUAUUGCAACUAUAGAACGAGAUUUCCACCUUAUUCUUAUUUCUGAAUACUUUGACGAGUCCAUGAUCUUGCUAAAGCAUGUUCUCUGUUGGUCGCUGGAAGAUGUGGCUUCUUUCAGGCUCAACAGUCGCAGUGAAAAAACUCGCCACCUGCUUUUACCAAACACUGCAGAGAAAAUCAAAAGGUGGAAUGCCUUAGACUGGAGAAUUUACCUGCAUUUUAACACCACCUUCUGGCACAAAGUGGGUAGUGUGGUUGGGCAAGAAAAGCUGAAUAAGGAAAUAUCUCAGUUGAAAGAGCUACAAGCCAAGCUAGCUAACAUCUGCCUCAAAGAUGGGGGGGCAGUAGACCCAUCACAGGUAAAAGAUGUUGGGCUGAAGCCAUUCCAGUAUGGAGCAGCUAUCAUUCAAGGCUAUAACCUAAAUCCACACCUAGACAGACAAAUGAAAACAAAAUGUCAGAGACUUGUAACGCCAGAACUGCAAUACACAGACCACCUAUACACCCAGCAAUUCCCAGAGGCAACUGCUAAACACAGACAAGCAACUAAGAUAGUUGCUCCGCAGCAUCAUCGCUCAGACAGUACUGCCAUGAUAGGAAUGGUCCAAGAGAUAGAAGCAAAUCGCAGACAAACCAUAACAUGAAAAAAAUUCAAAUCUCAAAAAUGAAGCAACUUCCUCAAUGGUAACAAAUAUAGAAACUAAAUAAAUAUGCCUCAAAUGGCAGCUGUGACUCAUAUGGACAGGUUAUAUAUACCGAUCAGUCACAAUAUUAAAACCACUGACAUUUGAAGUGAAUAACUAAUUAUCUCAUUACAAUGGUUCUUGUGAAGGGGUGGGAUAUAAUAGGUAGCACGUGAACAGCCUGACCCAGUCCCACAGGAGAGCUACUGUAGCACAAAUUGCUGAAAACCCUAAUGCUAGCUAUGAUAGAAAGGUGCCAGAACAUACAGUGCAUCACAACUUAAGGCUGCAUAUCUGCAGAUCAGUCAGAAUACACAUGCCAACCCUAUAUAUUGCCCGAGGUACCUUUAUUGAAUAAGUGAAUGUCAGAACUGGACUAUGUAACAAUGGAAAAAAGGUGGUUUAAUCUGAUGAAUCACAUUUUCUUUUACAUUAUAUGGAAGGCCAGAUGUGUAUGUGCAUCUUAUCACUAGAGAAGAGUUGGUAGCAAUGGGAAGGAGGCAGUGUGGCCAGUCUGAGUGCAUUUGCUCCAAACAUCACAUUACCUCUGCCGCCGCCAGCUCUUUCACAUUGCAAAUGUUGUUUAGGAAGUGUUUAAGGAUGUGCUUGAGCAGUUCACUCAUCUUCCAAAUUCCUCAGAUCUCAAUCUGAUUAAGUAUGUGUGGGACUUAAAGGGUCUGCUGCUAAUGUCUUACUAAUGAUACCACUGGACAACUUCAGAGGCCUUCAGGUAUUAUUAUUACAUGGAAUUCAGGUCUCCACUUGUCAGACAUGUUUUGGUAGCACUAGGGGGACCUACGUAAUAUUAGGCAGGUGAUUUUAAUUAUGUGAUCAAUGCAUGUUAUAUAUUCAGACUGAGAGGUAUGAAAGUGAAUGUUUCGUUUCAUCUAUUUUUGAGAAUAAUGAAGAUUAAAGUUUAAAGCUGCGUGGCUCCAGGAUGCCGAUUAUGACCCACUAAAUGAUGUGUAAAGAUGGAGCAAACAACACACUGUUUUUGAUUAAUUUAUAGCGGUAAAAGUAGUGAAUCUAGAUAGAUAAAGAUUUUUAUGAAUGUGCUGCCAUUACAGUUGUGACAGUAAAUAACAGUUUUUUGGCAAUCAACCACCAUCUUAAUGGAGAAUCCUGACCUGUUUAACUGAUCUUUUUCACAUUAGCUGAUAUUUUCUGCCUGGGACAUUUUGUUUUUUAUUAAUGAGAUUAAUAUUGUUUCUGAUUACUUCAACCAAUAAAGUUUUCUUUAUGUUUGGUAACCUA
Amphiprion ocellaris (clown anemonefish) is the source of this 5972-nucleotide messenger RNA. It is a transcript of the gene gal3st2, whose product is annotated as galactose-3-O-sulfotransferase 2. Gene Ontology annotation, molecular function: galactosylceramide sulfotransferase activity. Gene Ontology annotation, biological process: glycolipid biosynthetic process. Gene Ontology annotation, cellular component: membrane. The transcript has 4 exons. The record is from RefSeq and is a predicted model, not a curated record. Bases 2919 to 4679 code for a protein of 586 amino acids. NCBI's taxonomy places the organism in Eukaryota, Metazoa, Chordata, Actinopteri, Pomacentridae.